Ziziphus jujuba (common jujube) is the source of this 3976-nucleotide messenger RNA. RefSeq names its product protein BREAST CANCER SUSCEPTIBILITY 2 homolog B. Bases 120 to 3509 code for a protein of 1129 amino acids. Gene Ontology annotation, biological process: double-strand break repair via homologous recombination; regulation of DNA-templated transcription. The record is from RefSeq and is a predicted model, not a curated record. NCBI's taxonomy places the organism in Eukaryota, Viridiplantae, Streptophyta, Magnoliopsida, Rosales, Rhamnaceae. The transcript has 21 exons.
GGUUUUUUUUUUUUUUUUUGGUCAAGAAAAGAAAAUAAAAACCGCAUUUUAUUAUUCUGCCAGAGGAAAAUUCGAGACCCAAACCACGACGACAAUCAGGAAUCCAGGGUAACCAGUCAAUGUCUACGUGGCAGAUAUUAUCCGGGGACGGAAAAAGUUUCCGGUGGGAAAUCUCCGAUCAAAACGUCGAGACUCAACACCAAGACGAACCAGGAAAUGGCAACUCGUCUCUUAUUCAAGGGCACGACUCAAGCUCUAGUUUACCUUCCAUGGCCGAUCUCUUGCUUCAAGGAUGUUCGAAGCUUCUUGAGAAUCGCGAUGAAGGCGUUGCUAAGUUCCCGAUGUUCAAAACUGGACUAGGGAGGUCAGUUGAGGUGAAACAGUCUUCCAUAGCCAAAGCAUUAUCGGUUCUUGGAAAUGAUGCUGAUAUGGAAGGAGGUGAAAUACAAGCUAAAGACAAUGAAAAUGGUUUCUCUAAUUCAUUUUUCCAGACAGGCCAUGUGCAAGCUGGAGAUGAUGAAUUUGGUUUCUCUAGUUCAAUUUUCCAGACGGGCCAUGUGGAAGCUAGAGCUGAUGAAUGUGGUUUCUCUAAUUCGCUUUUCCAGACGGGCUCAGGGAAAUUAGUCAAUAUAUCUUCAGAUGGUCUUGCCAGAGCAAAGACCUUGUUGGGUUUGGAGGCAGAUAAUGGUCCUCCUAAUGUUGAUGUAUCAGUUUCAAGAUCUUCACUGAUUCAUAAGACUGAUUUUGGGCAAAGUAGAUUUAAAAAUGGGGCAAAACCUCAUUUUAUGCAAUCCACAAUGCAGAAUUCGGCUCCCAAACCGCCACCAAUCAAGUUCCAUACCGCAGGUGGAAGAUCAUUAUCUGUCUCCAGCGAUGCACUGCAACGUGCAAGGAGUCUUCUUGGUGACCCAGAGUUGGGAACUUUCUUGAGUGAAGGGGAUACAAAUGAUUCAGUUUUUGCAUUUCCAAAUGGGAGAAGUUUUAAUGGGAGUUUGUUGAAUGGGGAAAAUGAUUCUUGCUCUAGCUUAUCUAAUCAGGAAAUGGCUAAGAGCAAGCAUGCAUCUAAAAGCUUUGUAUCUCCUUUUCGCUCAACUUCUAAUCAAUUACAGCUGGCACUCAAUUCAGGAACUAAAAAUUUAGGGGCCAACUUGAUAAACCAAUUUGAUGCUGUUAGUGAUGAUAAUAUUUGCUGGCCAAACAGCAACACAACUUGUUUGCAGAAGCCCCUAAGUAAUGGAUCCUCGGUGUCCAAUACAGUAGUAGAUAUCUCUUUGGCAAAUGAUAUUGCUUUAAGGAAGAAUCCAGUUGGAAUGUCACGAGGAGGGCAUUUGGUUGAUAUAUCAAAUACAAUUGGCACAAAGAGUAUGGGCAUUAAACAACCAACUAAUGAAAAGAAGAGAAUCGGAAGAACUUCUGUCUCUCCAUUCAAGAGGCCUCGUAGCUCUAAAUUCACCACUCCUGUCAAUAAGAAUAUCCCUUUUGUUCCUAAGGGUCUUUCUACUUUGUCCUCUAAACAUUCCUGUUGCAAAGGAAGGGUUUCCAUUCGAUAUCCUUUCCAGGUUAAAAGAAAGUACAUCAAGGAAUAUUUUGGAGUGCCUCCAUCAGAAAAUAACAUGUUGGCAUGUUUCUCAGAUCAGGUCAGAUGGAUCAGAUCAGAUAAUGCAGAAAAGUAUACAUUUCCUGAUUCCUCUGGCGUAAGUUGCAUAGGAGCAGAAGCAUUUUUCCACAUGCUCGGUCAAGCUGGAGCUUCCUCACAAUUUGCUUCCAAAGAGUGGGUAAUGAAUCACUACAAGUGGAUCAUCUGGAAACUGGCAUGUUAUGAGAGAUGCUAUCCAACUAAAUGCGCUGGAAAAUUUUUGACAAUUUCCAAUGUGCUUGAGGAAUUGAAGUAUAGAUAUGAAAGAGAAGUGAACCAUGGUCACCGUUCGGCAAUUAAAAGAAUUCUUGAAGGGGAUGCUUCACCUUCCACAAUGUUGGUCCUAUGCAUUUCUGCAGUUUGUUCAAAUUGUGAACCACAGAUUGAGGAUAGCACUACAGAUCUAGAUCAGGCUGAAACUAAUGGUGCUACAAAAGUUGAACUAACGGAUGGGUGGUAUUCAGUAAAUGCUGUUUUGGAUGCACUGCUGUCAAAGCAGCUUGCUUCUGGAAAAAUGUUUGUUGGACAGAAACUUCGGAUUUGGGGAGCAGGAUUGUUUGGCUGGGUUGGGCCCGUUUCACCACUUGAGGUUCCAAGAACAGUUAAUUUACUGCUGCACAUAAAUGGAACAUACAGAGCUCAUUGGGCUGAUCGACUGGGAUUUUGUAAGGGUGUUGGUGCUCCUUUAGCAUUUAAAAGCAUAAAGGGCAAUGGGGGACCAGUUCCUCGGACAUUAGUUGGAAUCACACGAAUAUACCCCGUUCUCUACAAGGAAAGGUUAAGUAAUGGAAGAUCAAUUGUGAGAUCAGAGAGAAUGGAAACUAAGGCGGUGCAAUCAUACAGCCAAAGACGCUCUAUUAUUAUAGAGGGCAUUGUUUCUGAGUUUCAAAGAGGGAUAAAACAUCCAAAUACCCAUAAUGAUAGUGACAGUGAAGAAGGGGCAAAAAUUUUGAAGAUACUAGAGACAGCCUCUGAACCUGAAGUUUUAAUGGCAGAGAUGAGCCCAGAGCAAUUGAGUUCUUUUGCAUCGUAUCAAGCGAAAAUAGAGGCAAUAAAGCAGUCUGACAUAGAGAAAUCAGUUGAGAAAGCAUUAACAGAUGCUGGCUUAGGUAAGAGAGAAGUCAACUCAUUUAUGAGGGUAAGAGUGGUUGGACUAACGAGUAAACUCUAUCAAGGAAAGGACAUACCUAAAGAAGGCUUGAUAACAAUCUGGAACCCCACAGAGAAGCAGCAAACUGAGCUGGCUGAGGGUAAGGCAUAUGAUAUUUCGGGACUUCUACCAAUAAAUACUGAAGGUGAUACCAUUUACCUGCAAACAAGAGGAUCCACAGUCUGGCAUCCUUUAUCUCCACAAGCAAUAGAACAUUUCAAACCAUUUUUCAGACCUCGUAAGUCAGUGCAACUGUCAAAUUUGGGUGAAGUCUCUCUUUCCAGUGAGUUUGAUAUAGCUGCAUUUGUUGUCUUUGUGGGGGAGGUCUACAGAGCUGCUCAUGUAAAGAAACAGUGGGUGUUUGUGACAGAUGGCUCCAUAUCUGAAUUAAAAUCGGAAGAAUUUUCUAAUUCUUUGCUUGCCAUCUGCUUCUGCUCACCUUAUACUGAUGAUGAUGAUUUGUUUUCACCAAUCAACUGUAAUCUUGCUGGAUCAACGGCUGGUUUUUGUAAUAUCGUAAAAAGAGCAAAAGACCAAAUGAAUAAUCUCUGGGUAGCUGAAGCUUCAGAAAAUUCUUCCUAUUUUUUGAGUUUUAACACUCCACAUUGCUCUCACCUCAAAGAUGCAGCUGCCUCUGCUGAAAGAUGGGCAAAGAUCUCUACCUUGACUACUGAUAAACUUAGGCAGAAGGUUUUAUUUAUUAUUGGUGACUGUAAAGGCUAAAGGUGAAUCGUGAUGCCAAUUGACUGUUAUUGAGUUCAGGAUGGAUGUCAUGAGUUUGUAAUCAAGAAUGCUAAAGAAGUUUCAUCAUCUUAUGGGGCAUUUUUUUCCCCAGCAUUGAAUUGGGAAAAGUUCUUUAGGAAAGAAAUUUGUAAAAGCAUAUUCAGUUAAGACUCGGGCCAUGAAUUUGUUGCUUUUGAUUUAUAGACCUGGAACUGGCUAAGAUAGAAUUAUUUUUUCUGAUAAGCAACUCCAACAAAUAACAGCUUUGGUUAUUGCUCUUUGGGCAAUUUUGGUUCUUCCGUACACUUUCUUCCUAGUGCAGGAAAAGGGCUGGUGGUGAAUUUGCUGGACGUCUGGAUUUGGUAGAAACGUCCAGUCAUGCAAAGUUUUUGCUGGUCGUCAAGUAAUACCAUCUGUACAAAUAGAAAGAAGUUUAUAUUUAUUGUUCUUAUUGAACGAUUUUUUAA